This is a messenger RNA of Thalassophryne amazonica, 1544 nucleotides long. RefSeq names its product G protein-coupled receptor 146 (gene gpr146). NCBI's taxonomy places the organism in Eukaryota, Metazoa, Chordata, Actinopteri, Batrachoidiformes, Batrachoididae. Gene Ontology annotation, biological process: G protein-coupled receptor signaling pathway. The transcript is spliced from 2 exons. The record is from RefSeq and is a predicted model, not a curated record. The coding region runs from base 348 to 1349 and encodes 333 amino acids. Gene Ontology annotation, cellular component: membrane. Gene Ontology annotation, molecular function: G protein-coupled receptor activity.
GUCACGUGUGUACACACUGCGGCGCUCGAGCUGCUCCAGCAGUAGUAAACUCUGAGCCGUCCCCCUUUUCAGAACAACACUCGUCCGAAAAGUUGAUAAAUGAAGCCCGUCGCCGUGGAACGUCAAUAAAACCGCUUCAUUCCGCCGUUUUUACGCUUCCUGAGCGCAACAGAGCCGAAAAGGGAGAUUUCAAGAACGGUUUUUGUGACCCAAUGCAACGACUGAGAAAUGCCAGUGGAAAUGCUAACGUUACAUCCAAACCUAAUGCCUCCAUAGGUUUGUCAGUGUGCCAAAUCUAUGCGUUUCUGUCCACCUGUUGAGUGUUUGACCUGCGUUGGAGCCUAGCGAUGUGGAGCUGCAUGGUUUACAAUGAGACGGACACCAGCAUGGACCACCAGCUCUGCCAGGACUUUGGCCUCAUCCUGUCUGUCUUCUCAAUCAUCUACCUCAUGGUGUGCUUCCCCGUGGGGUUGUGCUACAAUGCUCUGCUGGUCGUGGUUAAUCUUUCCAAUAAAGUGUCCAUGACGAUGCCCGAUGUUUAUUUCAUCAACAUGGCCAUUGCCGGCCUUGUGCUGAACCUGGUGGCACCCGUGGAGCUGCUGGGCUCGAGCUUCACCCGCUGGCCCCUGUGGGAGUACAACAAUGAGGUCUACAUCACCCUGCUCAUCCUUUUCAACAUCUCCUCCCUGGUCAUCAUGUAUUCCACCACCCUGCUCAGUCUGGACUACUACAUAGAGCGGGCGUUGCCUCGCACAUACAUGUCCAGUGUGUAUAACACCAAACAUGUGUGUGGCUUCAUCUGGGGUGGAGCAGUGCUCACUAGCUUCUCCUCGCUGCUCUUCUACGUGUGUAAUCACAUCUCUACUAAAAUAAUUGAGUGUUCCAAGAUGCAGAACAAGGAGGCAGCAGACGCCAUCAUGAUGUUCAUCGGUUACGUGGUUCCAGCUGUGGCUGUCCUUUAUGCAUUUGUGCUCAUUUUACGGAUUAGGAAAGAGUCCACACCUCUGGAUCAGGACUCUGCUCGUUUGGACCCUUGUAUCCACAGACUGCUGCUAGCUUCAGUCUGUUUACAGUUUGUACUGUGGACCCCAUAUUACAUGACCUUGUUAGUGCACACCGUAGCCGGCAUACCAGGGAACCAUAGCAACAGGCAUCGCUUUACUACCUAUUACUUCUUGAGAUGUUUGUCUGAACUUCUGGCAUUCUUGAGCAGUUUUGCAAUGCCUCUCAUGUACAGACAGAUGAACAAGAACUUCUCUAGCAAACUUCAGCGGCUGCUCAAGAGGCUUCCCUGCAGAGACCAGUCGUGCUCUCACGAACACUCAGCAGUGCAGCAAGUGGUGACGUGAGGUCAUCCACGCACCUCGCAGUCUCUCCAUCUCCACCUUUUUUGCGUCCUUGAUCUCCACCCAUUGACAGAGCCAGUAUCUUAAGUGGAGACACUCGCUGCUCUGGACUCUGUUAAGAACGACGUAGCUAACUGUGGAAUUUCCUGUCACCUUCCAAAACUUGAUCUGACUUAUCCAGCUCUGUAGUGAGAGGAC